Haemonchus placei is the source of this 1065-nucleotide messenger RNA. The record is from the annotation of a GenBank genome assembly. NCBI's taxonomy places the organism in Eukaryota, Metazoa, Nematoda, Chromadorea, Rhabditida, Trichostrongylidae.
AUGCGAUUCUGGAACACACUUCUGCUCUGUUUCCUGUUCGUCCAAUACUGCGCCAGCAUUCACUGGCUGGCUCUCGGGCUUGCGGGCAACCGCCUCGAUCGAUCCAGAAUCGCCUACUCAUGCAAGAAUAUGAAAGGGUUGACGAAAAAGCAGAUAAGAUUCUGUCGAAAAAACCCGGAUAUGAUGGAUUCGGUACGAUACGGGGCCCAGAACGCUUAUGCCGAAUGUCAGUACCAAUUCAACAAGAGGAGGUGGAACUGCACCCUCAUAGACCCCACCACUUUGGAAUUAAUAAGUGAUGUGAUGCUACGCGAUGGAACCCGAGAAUCAGCCUUUGUUCAUGCAGUGUCAGCGGCUGGAGUCGCAUACCGGGUAACGCGAGACUGCGCCCGGGGGUUGAACGAACGAUGCGGAUGCGAUCAAUCGAUGCUGAACAUCGAUCCUCAGGUCCGCACCUACGACUAUCAGGGAUGCUCGGACAACGUUCAAUACGGCAUCGCUAUUUCGAGAGAAUUCGUUGAUGCAGCCGAACGAGGCAGAAAUGCUACCCAGAGGGCAAUUUUGAAUCUACACAAUAACAGAGCUGGGCGACAGGUGCUUGAGAAGAGUCUACGACGUGAAUGUAAAUGCCAUGGAAUGAGUGGUUCAUGUGAAAUUAAAACCUGUUGGGAUACAUUACCAACAUUCAGGGAGAUUGGUAUGAUUAUCAAAGACAAAUUCGAUGGAGCAUCAGAGGUGACGAUUGAGGAAGAAGAUGAUGAUCAACCUCGUAUCGUCAUGAAGAAUUCUCAAUUUAAACGGCAUACAAAUGCAGAUCUGAUCUAUAUGAGUCCAUCGCCCGAUUUUUGCGAUGCGGAUCCUGCUCGUGGGAUUUUUGGUACGAAAGGGCGUGAAUGCAAUAUCACAUCUCAAGGGGUGGAUGGUUGCCAAUUGUUAUGCUGUAAUCGGGGAUUUGAACGACGAGUGUUUUUCGAAGUGGAUCAGUGCAAUUGCAAAUUUCACUAUUGUUGUCGAGUCGAAUGUGAACCAUGCGAACGUCGAAUUGAAAGACAUUUCUGUCUUUGA